Molecule: messenger RNA, 939 nt
Organism: Cooperia oncophora
Lineage: Eukaryota; Metazoa; Nematoda; Chromadorea; Rhabditida; Trichostrongylidae
Source: the annotation of a GenBank genome assembly
AUGACCAGCGUUAAAAAACAGGAUGACGAGAUUGGAUGCGAUCCUGAUUUUCUUUCCAGAACGGCAGAAUUACCUUCCGAUUACUGCUCGGAUUGGAUUUGUGAACUAGCUUUACAAAACUCGGACCGAAUUAUGGCAACCACCGAGAAUGAUAGUGACUAUAUGACUCUCGAGAGUGUGCAGUACAUCUUCACAGUCUGUGUUCGUUUACGACUUCCCCACGAUAUACGCUAUUUGGCAGUGUUAAUAUUCACGAGAUUCAUGCGCAUUCAUACUUCUCAGGUCCUGAAUUUUUUGAACUGCGUGAAAAUGAGCAAAUCUCGUCGACUUCGAGAAUGGGAUAAAGUAGAGGCAAAUUUGUCGAGGCAAACAACCCUUCGCAUGCUUUCCUCUAUACAGAUAGCUUCAAAAGCCUUCAGUUAUCAUGAUAGCCUCUCUUCAAAACAAAUAUGUUCUUGCUUGCGCACAUUAGGAUUUGCUUACACUCAGCGAGCAGCUUUGAAAUCGGAGCUCCGUAUUCUGAAAACGCUGAACUUUCGUCUUCCUCAAUCUCCGUUGGUUUAUUCGGAAGCUCUGCUUAAGUCUGUCGUACCUGCCUGGCCUCGACUAGACUUCAAAGCCAUAUGGGAACAUACGUUGCUUUUCUUAGAUAUUGUAUUUCUGCAUCACGAACAGAUUUAUCAGGUUGUUUUACGGUCCGCAGUAGCGAAUGUCGAAGUUUUGAAAACAAUUCCAAGGGCUGAUGUUGAGCGCGUCAAGGCUGACUGGAUGCUGCUUGGUGCAAGUACGGUGACAGCUGCAGCUAUGUGUGUGAUGGCUUCACAGUAUACCGAACAGGUCUAUUCAAGUGUCUUUUCAUCUUUGUUCUCUCACUCCUUUCUUCAUACUACGUCAUUUUUUGAGAUCGAGACGCCAUGUUCAUGUAUACGUAGGAUUUGA